UUUACAGAGCAUUAUGGGAUGUAAGAAACAGAAACAACAAAGAAAUCUUGUGCGAUAUCGAAAGAUUUGUUGAAGUAAAGAAUCGAUUGUUAAACUGAAAGAAGCCUAAAGUCCACAAGAUAAGAAGUGUUAUUAUAACAAGUGUGUGAUAAAGAGCCGUAUCAGUAAAAACAGGAAUGGAUCAUUCUCAUCAAGAUUUAGCAAAUUCUGAGGUACAUGAGAUCACAGAUAAGGGUGGUCCAUCUUCACAACAUGUCAGCAUGGGAACAGGUCAGAAAAAUACCAAACUUGACAAGAAAAAAGCAACAAUGAAAAGGAAGGCUACUUCACUCAAAGGUGAGAAGAGAAAAAAGAAGAAAAAGAUCCAACGAGUUCAGAGACCUAAUUACACUGUACAGCAUGGUGAGGAUAUGCUUCUGAUUAUAUCAAACAUUAGCCAGUUUGAUAGUGUUUGGAAACCUAAGCGAAAAGGUUGCAAGAGGAAAAAGGCCAAAAGAAAGACCACAUCAGUAAGGAGGAAAAAAGAACCUACAAAAUCCAGAGUCACUAAAGUCACUGAAGAGGUUUUAGGCAAUGAUGCUGAUUUUGAGGAAUCAGACACUGCACAGGGCCUUGACUGGGGUCAGAGAAUGCCAGUAGAAGUGUUAGUUAAGAUUUUUGAACUGGUAGUGCUUCAAGAUGGUGCUAUACCUUUUCUCUGCAGGGUUGGUCGAGUUUGUCGACUGUGGAAUCGCGCUGCUUCUUUACCCGCUCUUUGGUGCAGUGUGUCCAUUGGCUACUGCUGGAUUGAACCUGGUAAGAGUCAGUUACCUGGAACUGCACAGAAGAUUAAGAACACUGUAGACUGGCUAACACAGAACAGGUUCUCACAACUGAGGAACUUCAAGCUCUGUCACUGGAAAAAGCAUGUUGAUUAUGUUGUUCAGGCGAUAUCAAAUGCCUGCUCAAAUCUCCAAUCCCUAGAGUUGUCAUACUGCAUGGGUGUGACAAAAGAGGCCUUUCAAAAUCUUGGAGGUGCUUUUCAGUCUCUUGAGAGCAUAAAUGUGCAACACACAGAGUUUCAGGAUGAUGGUCUGCUGUCUUUUCUCGAGGCAUCUGGGAGUCAACUAAGAAAGAUUUCCUUUACACGCAGCUCAAAAAGUGACAAACUUCUCAGUGCUUUGUGUAGAGGUUGCUGUCCCGAUCUCAGGUUUUUGGAGAUCAAUACUAAGUUAGACUGUGGAUAUUGCCCCCUUCCCAUCUGUGUACAAGCUUUACAAUUUGGCUGUCCCAAGCUACAGACUUUUAGGUUGAUGAAUAUUAACCCUGUUCCCAAAAUGAUACGCAAUACACCCAGUUCCACACUUGGCUUCCCCAUGCUGGAGGAGCUGUGUAUAGCCUCUUCAUCUCAUUCGUUUAUGAAUGACCAGGACCUGCUCAAUAUUCUGCAUGGCUCCCCCAACCUGCGGGUACUGGACCUGCGGGGAUGUUCUCGCAUCACAGCUGCUGGGCUAUAUGCUCUGCCUUGUGAAGGUAAAUGUUUGCAUUAUAAAUGUUAACAAAAAAAGCACUGACAAUUGUAUUUGUAAUUUUUAUUCAUGGCUAUUCCUACACUAGGUGUCAGUAUGCACUUAAAACAGGAGCCGGCAGUAAAGGUGGAGAGCAUUAGCAAGGAGAUCCACUAUUGCAUUUUCUCCUCAGUGCAGAUACAUCUGACAAUAUUUUUUCCUCCAUAACAGUUCAA
This is a messenger RNA of Tachysurus vachellii, 1723 nucleotides long. It is a transcript of the gene fbxl6, whose product is annotated as F-box and leucine-rich repeat protein 6. Gene Ontology annotation, biological process: SCF-dependent proteasomal ubiquitin-dependent protein catabolic process. Bases 177 to 1538 code for a protein of 453 amino acids. Gene Ontology annotation, cellular component: SCF ubiquitin ligase complex. The record is from RefSeq and is a predicted model, not a curated record. Gene Ontology annotation, molecular function: protein binding. The transcript has 8 exons. NCBI's taxonomy places the organism in Eukaryota, Metazoa, Chordata, Actinopteri, Siluriformes, Bagridae.